AUGGAGGAGAGAGCUGGUCAGCAAAAGUCAGAGAGACCCAGCAUUCGUCUGGAAAAAUUACAGCAGUGGGCGAGGCACAGGCACAGCGCACACCUCUUGGUUCUGGCGGUAAGCCAGCUAUGGCUGGCAACCGCUAUGGUGCCCUUUGCUGUCUCAGUCGCCUGCCUGAACUCUGACUGUCACAUGGCCACAGCACUGCCCCUUGGGCCUGCAGCUUUGGGUCUCCUCACUGGGACUGUCACCCUUGAGUUGCGCAGAGCACCAAGCCUCUGGAAGGCCCGGGCCAUGAUGAUAUUCAAUAUCUUCAACCUGAUUUUGGACUUCAUCGUGGUGGUGGUUGAAGUGAUGAAGACAGCCUUGACACCUGGCCCAAUCGCCUCAUCCCAGCUGACAGGCUUGCUGGUGCUAGAGCUCAGUGCUGAGGCCUUCACCGUAGGGGGAGUGCUGGUCUCAGCAUAUGCCCUAGUUCUGUUGAGUCAAAGGAAGCCAAGAUGCUGCUGGAGCCAGAGUCUGCAAUACCAGGAGCUACAGGAGAGUGACGUGAAGCACUGGAAAUCAGGGCCUAACCGAGAAUUUCCCCGGACGCGACCACUGGCCCCCUGUGCGGGGAAGACUCCGGCGGGUCACCUCGCACGGGAGUAUCUCCGUCUCGGUCACGCCAGACAAUAG
Molecule: messenger RNA, 669 nt
Organism: Chrysochloris asiatica (Cape golden mole)
Lineage: Eukaryota; Metazoa; Chordata; Mammalia; Afrosoricida; Chrysochloridae
Gene: TMEM253
Product: transmembrane protein 253
Exons: 6
Coding region: 1-669 (222 amino acids)
Source: RefSeq, a predicted model, not a curated record